UUGUAUCCCUACCUCGAACGUCGAGAGGCGAGAGCAGGUGGGCUCUCGACGAUCUGCUCGAGAGCAGCGAGAGAGUCCCGGUCUGCCGCCUCCUGCGCUCGCACCGGUGGCACGCACCGGCCUCCGAGAGAGAGACUCACGCGAGUUCGUUGGCCGACCGUCACCCGCGCGCCCGUUUUCCCGAUCGCUCUCGCGUUACUGUUCUCCAUCUGGGCGGACACCAGAUUCUGGAGGCUGAGUCGAAAAAGGGCACCUGGACCUGAACUGGUGCGGGUGCGGUAUAACUCGCCCCGUUCUCUUCCCCUCCUGUCGACCACCAGAGGAGAACUCCACACUGCAUGGGCAUCAUGGGUUCCAGUCGAGAAAUCGACCCGCGUCACCCAACCUGCCGGCAGGUGCUAACUCGCGCGUGACUCCGGUGUUAGCUUGGAAUCAUAGUCGCGCGCCCGCUCGCGCUGACCGGACGUGUUCGCCGAGCUGGUAAGAGUCAGUGGGAAAUUGUAUAUCACGUGAUUGUAAAAAUUCCGAGGAAUUCUUCCGUUUUAUCGCUUCACUACUGAAAAUACCGGAAGAUCAUAUCUGGAGAUUUAUCCAAAAUCGAAGACCUUCUUUACGGACCUGUCUUAACGUUUAAAUCUGCAAGACGCCCCGUUUUAUAGAGUGCGAAGAUAAGAAGUGACCAAAAAUACCUGGGAAAGUUUUGAAUAUACUUCGGAGGGAUCAAUUUUGAUAUUUGUGAUAUUUCGAAAAAUUUUGGGUAUUCGUUUAAAGCGAGAAGGAUAAGAAAUAGCCAUACAUGUUUAAAAAAAAAUUAGACACCUGGUUCAAACCAGUUUUAAGAAUACUAAAUUUUUCGCUUGAAAAUUAAGAAAGGUUUAGAGUGGCGGGAAAAUUUCUGAGGGCAAUUUUGAAGAUUCUGAGACUCCUGUGGACUCGUCUAAAGUGCAAGAUCAGCCGUUCGAUCGACGCGGAGUAGAAGUACCGUUGUCUCUGGUCGUUCUGAGGACUCGCGGAUGAACGGCCUUGACGGCGCAAGCCUCGGCGCGAGUCUCGGCCUGGUCCGAACUAGGACAGCGAAGCGUGUGCUCCAAUAGAUGGACGGAAAGAUCGAGCGAGAUUCUCGUUUCCUUCUGGAAACGAACAGAAAGAACUUCCUUGAACGGACCUGAGGCUUUUGGUUUUUUUGAGGCGUUACGCAGCAGCGACAAAAUCCGGUUUUGCAUGGGUGUAUAUCAGGAAACUGGCAAGCCUCCUCCUCCUAAUGUCACCCCGAAGAUGGCCAGGGAUCGCGCCGGGUCGGACUACUCAGGCCACAUGAGCGAUACCACCACGUGCAGCUGCGUCGCGAGCUCUAUCGACAAGUGCUCGUUGCGCGGCUGCGGCAUGUUCCAAGAGCCGUUCUUCCUGCAUCCGCCGGGCUCUCGACCGCGGGACGGUAUCUACAUAAAUCCUAUGAGUGCAUACAUCGGCGAACCGCCUAAGCCUAAGGACACAGCCGAGUCCUUCUACCUGCACAGCCCGCAUGAUCUUGUCUACACAAGGAUCACGCGGCUGUUUGGCGACGGCGAGAAGUCGCGAAACGGCGUCGCGGCGGAGCAGCGCCAUAUGCCGGAGAGGAAAGACGAGACUCUGACUGUGAAAGUGGACGUGCACAUCAACAACGGCGGAUUCGUCGGCCGGCCGCAUCCCGGCAACGGACAUGCGGCGCGCUCCGAGAUCGCGAGGGAGUCCUCGGAUCAUGCUUACGAGCAGAUCUGCGUGAGGCAGGAAGAAACGAGCAGCGUGAGCUCGUCAUCGCGGAAAAAGCCAGUGGACAAUACCUCCGACAGCAGUCGUUCUCGAAAAAUCGACAGGCGAUACAGCCGAUCCAGCAGCGCCAGCGAAUCCUCGAACAUGAGCAGCGAGGUCCAUGGCCUCUCCUCGACGACGUCCACCCCGUCCUUGUCACGACACAGUAGCAGCGAACGGAUUAGCAAAUCGGGGAUUAAAACAAACGCGGAAACGCUACACGAGAGGAAGGACUCGUCCAGCGUGCAAGUGGAAAGUGAAAAGGAGAUCCGUACAAAUGGCAACGGCGGACCUAGUCUCUCGAAACCACCGCCACCGCCACCGCCACCGCCGCCGGAUGACGACGUGGUAGUCGUCCUGGUGAACGCAAAGCUGAAUGCAGAUGCCGACAAAAAAGAUGCGCGAGGAAACGGUCAAGACGGAAGGACCGAGUCCGCGACCAACAAGUCCGACACAUCAUCCUCCGGCGAGCAUCCGCAACAGCCGGAAGUGCCGGCUCCCGCCAGUGCGCCGGUGGACGUGGACGAAAUUAAAGCGAGUCAGACAUCCCACCUGGUAAACAGGCACAUGGUACUGCCGUUCAUACCGCCAAAGUUCGCCAACGCGGACUCCAACACCCUGCUCAAGCCAUCCGAGUACCUGAAAAGUAUUUGCAAGGUGUCAUCUAAAAACAGCCUGUCGAAGGCGAGGUCAGUGGACAACUUGGACAUCCAGAGCCGGAAUACGGAGCAGGGUGAAGAGGAGGAGGAGGAGGAAGACGAAGAGGAGGGGGCGCAAAGGAGCAACGGGGAGACCAAAGGAUCUCCUACGGGCCCCCCGCCGCCACCUCUGUCUCCCUUGCAGCAACGAACACGAGCAGGAAAUCAGGUCCUGGGUGCCACCACCGCCGGUAACGAGACCGAAAGCUCCAAGAGCUCCCCGCAGCAACCCUUAGCCACAAUCAGCAUCCAGGACCUCACCAGUAUCCAGCUACGACGGACUAGCACGAAGAUGAACGCCACCAAGACAUUCUCCGCUCCGCCUCCUCGCAGCGUGUCCAUGACUAACGUCUCGGAGCCGUUCUUCGUGCAGAAGACAGACCUAAUUGCCGAAUUGAAGCGCACAAAGGAUAUACCCGGAAUCAAAAAACUAAAGGUGGAGAGGGCGCAGGUCGAGAAGACUCAAGAGCAGAAUCUCAUGUCGGAAAUUAGCAAAGCGUUCAACGUUACAAAUUUUGUUGAUCAAAUCCCCGAGAAGGACAGCUCAGGAAACGUAAUACCAAUCUGGAAGCGACAGAUGCUAGCCCGAAAAGCUGCUGAACGUGCGAAAAAAGAGCUCGAGGAGCAAAUAGCGCGAGAGAACGAGGAGAGGCGCCAGAAGGCGAUUCCGCCAUGGAAGCGACAGCUUCUCGCUAAGAAGGACAACGAGGAAAAGAGAUUCAUGAAUCAGACGCAGGUAUCCGCAUCGACAAGCACCAAAUUUGAGGCAACGUCGGCAAACCCGAAGAGGGACGCCUCGCCGGCGGCGACGCGGGCGUCGUGCGUCAUCAAGAAGGAAGAAAAACCCGAGGUCGAGGAGAAACGGGACGAUCCUGUCAAGGACGAUUCUGAUGAUGGUCAGAUUAUACCCUGGCGAGCGCAAUUAAGGAAGACUAACAGCAAACUUAAUAUCCUCGAUUAAUCACUACGAACUUGUCGAAAGAGACGCGCAUGAUGAAGUAUCGCGUGUUUAAUCGCGUGUAAUUUAAACGCGUAGGAUUAUGUACCAUGAAAUCUUUCCGAAACUUAACAAAACUUACCAACACGGAAAAAUGCGAGGAAGACAUAUCUCGCUAGUUAAGAUAAUAAACGAACGUAUAAGAUAAUUAUACGGAAUUAUAAUAUAAUGCGAAGCGUAUUGAAUAUUCUCUAAAAAGUAAUAUGUACUGAUGCUCUAAAAAAGUAAAAAAUAUUUUUAUAUAUUUCAUAGGAUGUCCUCGCAAACCUUCUUCGUAAUUAACGUUGUAUUAUACAUAUGUAUAUAUAUAUCUCUUAUUUUUUGUUUUUACGGAAACUAUCCUGGAGCAAAUUUAAUAGAUAUUUCAAGGUUGCAAGAAUUCAGAAAAAUAGGAAACUUGUCCGCUUUUCCUCAAAUAAGAAGAGAUAAGAAAAAACUCAUGAGGAUAUAAAAACUGAAAUAUUGUUCAUAAGAAGUAUGGUAAUUGUUGAACUGCACCAUGAAAAAAACAACGCUGGAAUUGCAAAAAAUGUUAAUUAUCACGUAUUUUGAAGUAUAUAUAUAUAUAUAGUAUUUUGCGAUAUAUGUACAUAUAAAUAAGUCCUAUAAUUCAUUUGCAUUGUAAAACUUGAGAUAAGGCUAUUCAUUUGUCGAUCAGUUUAUUACUACGAAACUGAAGAAAUGAAAAAAUUGUGUUCUUCACUUCAAUUUUAUUGUUUCCGAUUAUAUUUAUUGAACUCAACGCCAUUCAGAAAUUGUUUACUUCUUCAAAUCAGUUACUUCAACGGAAAUUUUAUUUAAUCGCGGGUGUCCGAACAGACAGUUGAUGAUUCUAGGUCUAAUUAAUCGUGUCAAAGAGAGCAUCAGCAGCGUGGUGAAUAUGCUUGAUAACUUCCAAUUACAGUCAUUAGAUCAGUGAAUUAAUGUUGACGUUGAUUAAUCACUACUACGUCAUGAUAAUGUCUGGCGCGUUACAACGUAUCGCUC
This is a messenger RNA of Trachymyrmex septentrionalis, 4470 nucleotides long. It is a transcript of the gene f, whose product is annotated as espin. The record is from RefSeq and is a predicted model, not a curated record. NCBI's taxonomy places the organism in Eukaryota, Metazoa, Arthropoda, Insecta, Hymenoptera, Formicidae. Gene Ontology annotation, biological process: actin filament bundle assembly. Gene Ontology annotation, molecular function: actin filament binding. Bases 1222 to 3447 code for a protein of 741 amino acids. Gene Ontology annotation, cellular component: cytoplasm. The transcript is spliced from 12 exons.